UGCGAUCUGUCUAUAAAAGGGCAGCAGAAUAUCCUGCUUUUUGGGAUUGGAUUCUUGUAGUCAUCAUCCUCUCAGACAUCAUCCAGACAAGCAUCCAUCCAAACAAGCCCCACAAGCAGAAUCCCAAAACCGCAACCAUGCAGAUCAAGAACGUUCUCAUCGCCGCCUUUGCCGCCACGGCCACUGCUCAGGACAUCUCCAAGCUGCCCUUCUGCGCUCUCAGCUGCUUCAUCAGCAACUCGGGCGUCAGCGGCUGCGCCAGCGUUCUCGACUUUGCCUGCUCUUGCGCCUCGGCUCCCUACUUUGCCGCCGUCACCACCUGCGCCACCAACAGCUGCAGCGCCGCCGACCAGGCCACCACCCGCGCCUGGGCUGUCGCCACCUGCCAGUCGGUCGGCGUGCCCCUGCCCAACUAGGAGAUUCUCGGUUGAGUGUUAAUGGUCAUGGAUGAUGAUGAUGGAUGGGGUCUUUUGAUGUAAAUAUCCACUUGUGAAAUGAGAAACAAGUAUUUCACAUAAUCUUUGACACGUG
Molecule: messenger RNA, 531 nt
Organism: Pyricularia oryzae 70-15
Lineage: Eukaryota; Fungi; Ascomycota; Sordariomycetes; Magnaporthales; Pyriculariaceae
Exons: 3
Coding region: 138-416 (92 amino acids)
Source: RefSeq, a predicted model, not a curated record